ACUCCUUUCCAGUGAGGGACCAGCAGAAAGCGUACCGGGGUGGGACGGGUGCAGCUCUCCGAGUAGCAACCGGAGAAAGAGACAAGGUAGGAGGCUGCCCUCCAGAUGCGGGGUAGUCCGUGGCGUGACUCUCCAGGGCUAGAGCACGCCCUCCGCGUGCGGCGCACCACCCCCCCCCCCCGCCCGGCACACUCACACUUGCACCUCCCACCGCCCCCCUUCAUUCACAAGGUCUGAGCACGCAUUCCCACACAGCCGAGUCUCGCUCAGCCCCCGCGCGCCGAAGGGAGGGAGCGCAGAGGGGGUCUUGCAGACUCUCUUCGCGCUCGCCUGGCUUAACGCCCACACUCUGGAUUCUGCCUAAUUCCGGACUGGAGGAGGGGGCUACAGUCCUGCUGCGGGGUCCAGCUUGGAGCCGGGCUCCCCCCAGCCCCCGCCGCAGUGGAGCGCGCCGCCGCAAGAGCGAGGCGAGACCGGGAUAGCCCGGCUGGGGAGGCGGGAGUGAGGGGGCGGGGAGGAGGGUUAGCUAAGGGAGCGUGAUAGAGGGAGAAGAAGGUGAGAGGAAAGACCGAGAGCCAGAAGAAAAGGAAAACCAGGGAAAGCAAUCGCGGGCGUAGUAAGGCCACCAGUUGGAACUGUAAUUUAAAAAAAAAAAAAAAAAAGGCACACGCGAAACGCAUGCGCACGGCCGACGGAGGCGAGCUGGCCCGAGCUUCCCCUCCCGCUCGCCCGGCGGACGGUGAAAUCCCCAUGAGAUCUGAGCGGACGGAGAUGCGGAAACGGCAGAUGCCUGCACCCCAGGAGACCACCAGCUCCAUGCCAGACCAGCCCGGAGCAGGGGACCGCGGGUCCAACGCCUGCUGCUUUUGCUGGUGCUGCUGCUGCAGCUGUUCCUGUCUUACUGUUAGAAACCAAGAAGAACAGAGACCCAGGAGGCCCUCCCAUGAACUCAGAAGAGAAGACCUUCCAACCUGUGAAGAAAGCCCAAGUCCCACCCUGGAGGAAGUCAAUGCCUGGGCUCAGUCCUUCGACAAGGUAAUGCUCACUCCCGCGGGAAGGAAUGCUUUUCGGGAAUUCCUCCGAACAGAGUUCAGUGAAGAAAAUAUGCUUUUCUGGAUGGCGUGUGAGGAACUGAAAAAGGAAGCUAAUAAAACGAUCAUUGAAGAGAAAGCAAGGAUAAUCUAUGAAGACUACAUUUCUAUUCUUUCUCCGAAAGAGGUCAGUUUGGACUCCCGAGUAAGAGAAGUCAUCAAUAGGAAUAUGGUGGAGCCAUCCCAACACAUAUUUGAUGAUGCACAACUCCAGAUCUACACCUUAAUGCACAGAGACUCCUAUCCCCGGUUCAUGAACUCUGCCCUUUAUAAAGAUCUGCUGCAGUCCUUAGCUGAGAAAUCAGUUGAAGCAUAGGAUGUUAUCAAAUAUAUUUAUUAUUAAUAAAAUAAUAAAAGAACUGAUGGACUACAUCUAGUACAAGGAACUUAUAGGUAGUAGUACCUUCUACUAGAGUAAUACUUGGGCUGUUUUAAUAAACAUGCUUCCUUUUACAGAAGCCUAUAUAUUCACAAUGUAAACUGUGGCCACCUGUACUGAUACUUUCGGGGGGGAAAGUGGGGUAUGGCUGUCUUAGAAAAAGAUAGGAUAGUUACAUUUAUGUCACCGCAGCAUGUCGUCAAUGGCGAACGAUACUCUAGAAGACUCCUCCUGCCUGGGGCACGUGGGUCCAUUGGAGCCAAGAGGACUGCCUUUGUUUUGCAUGAGUGCAGUAUCUGAUGACUCUCCUCCCAAGGAAAAGGUGUUCAACUGUUUCUUAGCUACUCCUUCCUUCCGUCUGGCUGCUUUGAAUAUUUUGCUUCUCAGUGCCAUCACAGGACCCAAAUUCCCAUUUUAUAAAGAUGUGUCACCACUACUUAUAAAAUGGAAUUCUGCUUUUA
Messenger RNA from Mustela lutreola (European mink), 1931 nucleotides. RefSeq names its product regulator of G protein signaling 20 (gene RGS20). The transcript has 5 exons. NCBI's taxonomy places the organism in Eukaryota, Metazoa, Chordata, Mammalia, Carnivora, Mustelidae. The record is from RefSeq and is a predicted model, not a curated record. Bases 679 to 1407 code for a protein of 242 amino acids.